This is a messenger RNA of Aspergillus vadensis CBS 113365, 1523 nucleotides long. RefSeq names its product putative mitochondrial carrier protein. Gene Ontology annotation, molecular function: L-ornithine transmembrane transporter activity. The transcript has 3 exons. The coding region runs from base 358 to 1242 and encodes 294 amino acids. Gene Ontology annotation, biological process: mitochondrial L-ornithine transmembrane transport. Lineage: Eukaryota; Fungi; Ascomycota; Eurotiomycetes; Eurotiales; Aspergillaceae. The record is from RefSeq and is a predicted model, not a curated record.
UCCGUCACGCAGAAAAUCGCGACAGAAUGCAGCUACCGGUGCCUCUGCUGCGGGGGUGCGUGCUCUUAGUGCACAAUUGGUUGCAUUCUACUUCAGAGCACCUAUCAAGGCAUUUUUUCGCACCCGAGUUGAUUAUAUGGUAUGCGGUUGCAUUGUUCCUUCGCCGGCCCGGUUGCACUGAUCUCUGGAGUCCAUGUCAACUGAUAUAUAUGGCUCUUCCUGUUAUUUCGCUAGGCCUUCGCUAGAGCUGUCAAUCCUCAUUCUGCGAAAACCGGUUGGUCUCUGCACACAACUACUCCGGGGUUACUUGUCCAUGCCGUUCGCACAUAUGGGUGGCGCUUCAUCCCUAAUCAAGUUAUGCCACCUCUCCUAGCGAAUGCUGGGAUUGGAGCCGUCCUUUACACGUCAUAUCUACAAGUUCUUGGCGCUUUGUACGAACCGGCGUCCCAAGGUAUCAAACGCGUAUACCCACCUGCUCCCCCUUCAAACACAUUUGCAGCUGGGUUUAUAGCGGGUACAAUUCAGUCAGUAGUAGCCGCUCCUCUGGAUGCGCUUCAGGUCCGUCUCCGAGCGAGUGACUUGCUUGAGGGCCCCUACAAGAGCAUGUGGCAUUAUGGCCGCCAUAAACUCAAUCAAAUUGGGGUCCGUGGUAUAUUCGCAGGGUGGGGCUUAUCCUUCACUCGCGACGCUUUUGGUUAUGCAGUAUUUUUCUCUUUCUUCGAGUUCGUGAAAUCGCAGGCCUACUAUUCAUUUUUGACCUGGUAUUACGGCUCACGGCGGACUCAUUACGCGGAACAGUUACAGCACAUCCAAUCGAGUGACCGCGGCGUACCGCUCAUAAGACCACAUUAUGCUCUGGAGCCAUGUUUCUUGAUGGCUGCAGGUGUUGCAGCUUCAGUUGCUCAACAGAGUAUACAGCACCCGCUAAGUGCCAUUCAAAGCCUCCAUGUUGCUCGCUUGGAAUACAUUGACCAUCAAGCGAGUCUUCAUCCUUCAAGACGAGAAAUGCUACGUUUAUAUUACUCUGCAUACCAGGAAACCUUGAAGAGAUGCAGGAGAAAGGCUUCCAGGGCAGGUGGCUGGCGUCGUUGGCUGUUUCGUGGGUUUGCAAGGGACGCCAUCCGUCAAGUACCUAGCACUAGUGCAGGCUUGGUGAUAUUCGAGGUGGUGCGUCGUAAGUACGCUAAUAUGGCAGACGCUGUAUAUAUCGAGAAAGAUGGCUAUGACAUUCUUUUAACAUGAUAAACAUGCUGGUUUAAUCAUUGCGCUUCCCCCAGGGGGGAAGAGAAAGCCAUUGGCUAUCGAGGAACGAUGUGUAGUGUGUACGGUAUAACGGCUAAGUUGAUAUCGGAGAGAAACGUCCAAGAUGAUAAACUUUCAUUGUCGCUCGUGGUACAUGAAAUCUAGUUAUAACUACAUAGUAACGACGAGUAGCAAAGGGGCUACCCAUGCUAUGAUUACUAGCUACUACAAUCGAAACAAGCGAUAACAAACAAUGUUCUAUAACCAACGAUGUCCUACGG